Spinacia oleracea (spinach) is the source of this 2045-nucleotide messenger RNA. RefSeq names its product aspartic proteinase PCS1. Gene Ontology annotation, molecular function: aspartic-type endopeptidase activity. Gene Ontology annotation, biological process: proteolysis. The record is from RefSeq and is a predicted model, not a curated record. Lineage: Eukaryota; Viridiplantae; Streptophyta; Magnoliopsida; Caryophyllales; Amaranthaceae. The transcript has a single exon. The coding region runs from base 445 to 1773 and encodes 442 amino acids.
AUUUGGAAACAUCUGCAUCAUGGGAGAUUGGGAGGCAAACUCACCCACCUUCCCAGAACAAACUUUCAAACACAAUUUCUUUUUAUUUGGUAACCCAAAGUAUUUAAAUAUAUAUCAACAAAAAUAAAAUUAAAAACCCUGUUUAUUUUAUUUCCAGAUCCCUAGCUUUUCCUUUUUUCCUUCCUUUGGGAAAAUCAAGAUCUUUUCCCCCCAAAUUCAUCACCAUUCACCAGCUGUUUUGUACCUUUCUUUACUCUCUGGUCCAUCCUAUAUAUACCAUCACCAAACCCACCUUCUCUUUCCUUUUUUAUAAAUAACUUCAUUGCGUCAUUUAAUCAAACACCUUUCAAACACUCCAAAAACACCUACCAAAUUUCAAAAAUUCUCCCUUUUUCCCAUAUUUUUACCCUAAAAUCAUCUCAAAAUUAUUUUAUAAACCCAUCAAUGGGUACUUCGAAAUUUCAGCAAAAUCGUCUUAUUGUUCUUCUUUUCUAUUUGAUUCAAAUAUGCUCUGUUUUCGUCCUAUCAAAACAGAGCAAUCACAGCUCGCAUCUCUCUCCUACCGUUAUAUUUGCGCUCAAAGCUCAGAAAAUCCCAUCUGGGUCAAUCAGACGGCCAGCAAGUAAGCUCCCUUUUCAUCACAAUGUUAGUCUUACAGUCUCUCUCCUAGUUGGAAGCCCUCCACAACCUGUUACAAUGGUGUUGGAUACAGGUAGUGAGCUCUCUUGGCUCCACUGUAAAAAGAACCCUGGUGUAAAUUCCUUAUUUGACCCUCUUCACUCUACUUCUUACUCUCGGAUCCCAUGUACUUCACCCACUUGUCAGGCCCGAACCCGGGAUUUUAGUAUACCCGCUUCGUGUGACCCGAACAGAUUGUGUCACGUGUCUGUCUCCUACGCGGACUUCUCUUCUAUGGAGGGAACGCUUGCUAUGGAUAACUUUAAAAUGGGCGGGUCGUCUAUGCCCGGUAUCUUUUUCGGGUGUAUGGAUCAAGGUUUUAGUAGUACAGAUGCGGACUCGAUGACCACAGGGCUAUUGGGUAUGAACCGUGGGUCAUUAUCAUUUGUGUCUCAAAUGGGUUACCCAAAGUUCUCAUAUUGUAUUUCGGGUCAGGAUGCUUCGGGUGUGUUGUUAUUUGGAGAGGCUAAUUUCUCUUGGCUUAAGCCAAGAAGUUACACUCCCAUGGUAAAAGUUACUAGCCGUUUACCGUAUUAUGACCGUGUAGCAUACUCUGUACAAUUUGAAGGGAUUAAAGUCGGGGGUAAAUUACUUUCUUUACCCAAAUCAAUCCUUCAACCCGACCACACCGGGGCGGGUCAAACCAUGGUUGACUCAGGCACUCAAUUUACAUUCUUACUUGGGCCGGUCUACACCGCAUUGAAAAAUGAAUUCUUGGCCCAAACAAGGAGUACGUUAAGGGUAUUAGGAGACCCGAAUUACGUAUUUGAAGGCGCAAUGGAUCUAUGUUAUCGGGUGCCCUUAGCUGAAAAGGCUUACCCGAAUUUACCUAUUGUGACACUAAUGUUUCAAGGGGCCGAAAUGAGUGUAUCUGCAGAACGAUUACUAUAUCGGGUUCCGGGAGAAGUUAGAGGAUCCGAUGGUGUGCAUUGUUUUACGUUUGGAAAUUCUGAUCUACUUGGGGUAGAGGCUUAUAUAAUAGGGCAUCAUCAUCAACAAAAUAUGUGGAUGGAGUUUGAUUUGGUACAAUCUAGGGUAGGGUUGGCGGAGGUUAGGUGUGAUUUGGCCAGUCAGAGACUAGGAUUGGGCCUCUAGAAAUACUACAUUUUUCUUUUUAAAGAGAAUAUAUUUGUAAAUGUGAAAAUUACAUGUUUGGCAAAGAUAUGGUGUGGGACUGUGGGGGUAGGAGCUUGGUUGAGACUUGAGAGUUUGACCAAACAUGGCUUCAUAAAUAUCUUGUUAGAUUGGUAAGUACAUACAACUCUCUAGCUUUGUUUGGCAUUUGCCAACUAUACAUGUGCUAUAUUAAUGUACAUUUCAAGUAUUUACUUGUAUAUACGUACAUAAGUAAGAGAUUUUGCUAGUUA